This is a messenger RNA of Pungitius pungitius (ninespine stickleback), 2326 nucleotides long. It is a transcript of the gene gna14a, whose product is annotated as guanine nucleotide binding protein (G protein), alpha 14a. Lineage: Eukaryota; Metazoa; Chordata; Actinopteri; Perciformes; Gasterosteidae. The coding region runs from base 261 to 1325 and encodes 354 amino acids. The record is from RefSeq and is a predicted model, not a curated record. Gene Ontology annotation, molecular function: G-protein beta/gamma-subunit complex binding; G protein-coupled receptor binding; GTPase activity. Gene Ontology annotation, biological process: adenylate cyclase-modulating G protein-coupled receptor signaling pathway; phospholipase C-activating dopamine receptor signaling pathway; action potential. Gene Ontology annotation, cellular component: heterotrimeric G-protein complex. The transcript is spliced from 7 exons.
UAUCUGGGAGGGUCAACUGCUCUUAUUGAGGGCCAAAGAAGAAGGAAGAAUUAAUUACAUCUCUGGACUUCACCUCCUCUAAUACAAGGAUUAUCUGUUUUUAUCCAGGGGAAACACUUGCUUUUCUCCACUUGAGAGAAAGAAGAAGAAGCCUUAAAGAUGCUAUGCGUCUAUUCCCACUGACUUUGAGAGAGGAGAGGAACCCGAACGACCUUUUAGGCAUUUUAAAACCAGAAGAAGCCAAUUGUUGGGUGUGAACGAUGGCCGGGUGCUGUGCGUCGGCGGAGGACAGAGAGAACCAGAGGAUCAACGAGGAGAUCGAGAAGCAGCUGCGCAGAGACAAGAAGGACUCUCGCAGGGAGCUGAAGCUGCUGCUGUUGGGUACCGGAGAGAGUGGAAAGAGCACCUUUGUCAAACAGAUGAGGAUUAUCCAUGGAGGAGGAUACACCGAUGACGACAAGAGGAGCUACGCCAAACUGGUCUACCAGAACAUCUUCACCUCCAUGCAGGCCAUGCUCCGAGCCAUGGAGGCGCUCGGUAUUCCUUUCACUAAUCCCCAGAACCAGAACCAUGCACACUCGGUUCUGGACGUGGAGGUGGAUAAAGUGGAGGAGUUUGAUCAGAGCCUCGCGGCGGCACUGAGGGCCCUGUGGGGGGACGCGGGGAUCCUGCAGUGCUACGACAGACGCAGAGAAUACCAGCUGUCCGACUCCACCAAAUACUAUCUCACCGACCUGGAUCGCAUUUCUCAACCCUCUUACAUACCUGACCUGCAGGACAUCCUCAGGGUGCGAGUGCCGACCACGGGAAUCAUCGAGUACCCCUUUGACAUGGAUAACGUCAUCUUCAGGAUGGUGGAUGUGGGGGGUCAGAGGUCAGAGAGGAGGAAGUGGAUCCACUGCUUUGAGGACGUCACCUCCAUCAUCUUCCUGGUGGCGCUCAGCGAGUACGACCAGGUGCUGGCCGAGUGCGACAAUGAGAACCGUAUGGAGGAGAGCAAGGCUCUGUUCAAAACCAUCAUAACCUAUCCCUGGUUCCAACGCGCCUCCGUCAUACUCUUCCUCAACAAGACCGACAUCCUCAAGGAGAAGAUCAUGCACUCUCACAUAUCCACCUACUUCCCCGAAUUCACAGGACCUCAGCAGGAUGCGACAGCGGCGCAAGAAUUCAUCCUGAAAAUGUACAAUGAACAAAACCCGGACAAAGACAAGGCGGUGUACCCCCACUUCACCUGCGCCACCGACACAGAGAACAUCCGCUUCGUCUUCGUGGCCGUCAAAGACACCAUCCUCAGACACAACCUGAAGGAGUUCAACCUGGUGUGAGAGGAGCCGGACCAUUAAAGUGCUUCUUUCUUGGCUCCUUGAAAAGAGAACAAUCGGGUCCAAUGAAAACAUACGUACGGUUUCUUUAAUCAAAAGUUUUCAAUAUUCAUCUUUUCAUUCGGCAAAAGGAAAUACAAACAGUUAACCGACUUACCCAAACAAACGUUUCUCUAUAUUAACGUUUCUGAAAUGCAGACUUUGUGUUUUGUAGUUUCUAUUUUAGAAAUGUGCUGUAAGAAAAUCAUACUUUGAAGUAGAAGAAUGUCAAAUUUAGUAUGAAGUAAUAUUGUCAACCUAUUGUGCGGGAUACGUUUAUUACAUAAAACUGUAGCUGUGAGAGCGGAUUUAUGUGGUGGGUUAUGAUCCGCUGAUUGGCGGGUCAGCCCACAUAUAGGGUAGGAACCUUUGGGGGCUCGGCACGUGUUCUCACUUUCUCCACAAAUUCAACAACAACAAAUUGCGUUUUUCCAUUAAAUCAUGGGCAACAGCUCUCCACCUUUCACUAUAUUUAUAUGGCAAUUUACAAACCACUGUUUUCAUAUUCAUGUCCAGCUCCUCCAUCACAUUACAGCAUCCACAUAGAAACAAACCAUAGGCUUGCAAAUAUGUAACAAGUUAUCAAAAAAAAGAUCCAUAUGUAACAUUUCUCCUCAUGCAAUAGCUGCAAGAAUGACCUGCAUUUUUAUAUCGUGUAGAUUGUAUUUUCUAACACUGAAAGUGCCUCAUUUACUCAGGACAGUCGAGAUGUAAAUAAUCCAAGUUGUGCUUUGAAGGCUCUUCUCAACUGUAUUCUCUGUAGAAAUGGAAGUUAUAUUUAUGGUAUUUUCAAUAAAGAAUGAUAGUUACUUAAUUUACUUUUUUCUUUAUUAGUAAAAGUUGGCACACAGAAUACAGUAAACAUGUACUUUGGGUCAUAGUUCCAUUGCUUUUUCCUUUUUGUUAACAUUAACAAACCAACAACGUACCUAGUAUACAGAUUAUAUAUAUAUUUUAUACCUCUA